GCGAGCGGAAGAUCAAUGUGAGCGAUCUGCGUUUCAAGCGCAAUUCGAGAUUCGAGUUGGCGAGAUAAAAACCGCGAAAGCAAAGAACACAGCAACAAACGAUGUAAACAAAGAGAUUGCAAAUAAAUCUGCGUCAGGUGCUGUUGUGCCAAUUCUGCCGCUUUAAGUGCCAAAUAUUCAAAGUGAACUAACAACAAAUAAACAAUUAUGGGCAGACAGUCACUUGUCUCGAGUGUUUGGCUUUUGUCCGGAGUCUUAUUACUGACAUUCGCUGGAGCAAGUGCCUACGGAUUUGGACGUUGCCCGAAUUACCCAUCGAUGCCAAAGUUCAACAUGAGUCGGGUCCUUGGCCAUUGGUUUGAGGUGGAGCGCUCUUUUUACCUUCCAGAGAUUGCCUCUGGCUGCACCACCUUUCAGUUUGAGCCGUAUAACAAGGCGGAACUAUCCAAAUUCGCCAAUUUUAAGUUGGCAGUGGCUAUCAAAAACAUCAACCGCAUAACUGGCAAUCCCAAUGUUAAUAUUGGCUAUGCGACGCCGGAAAAUAGUCGAUCUUCCAUCAUGGAUUUUAAGUUUACCACCCGAUUUCCGGAGGUAAUUGCCAGACUGCUCCCAGGCUCUGGAAAGUACCAGGUGCUCUACACGGACUACGAUAACUUUGCCAUCCUGUGGUCCUGCGGCAGCAUCGGCUCCUUGGGUCACUCCGAUCAGAUCUGGAUCCUAGGACGUAAUCGGGACUUCGAGGUGGACAUCCGCUCCAAAGUAUAUGAUGUGUUGAAACGACUCUCCUUGGAUCCCGAAAGGCUAAUCAUCAGCAAAAACAAAAACUGCCCAGAGGCGCUGUAAAAAGGCGCCUUUUCCGGCUCAUCCCCCAUCAAUAUAUUUAAGUUCAUUCGGUUAAGGAACAAAUUCCAUUUGAUGCCUAAUCAUUUAGGCUGCUGUGAUAUCGGAGGAGUGUGAAUCGGCGGAGUGAGGAGAAAAUAACGCAAAUACAGAAACAAAUAAGAAUAA
Drosophila rhopaloa is the source of this 1008-nucleotide messenger RNA. Its product is annotated as apolipoprotein D. Bases 208 to 843 code for a protein of 211 amino acids. Lineage: Eukaryota; Metazoa; Arthropoda; Insecta; Diptera; Drosophilidae. The transcript has 5 exons. The record is from RefSeq and is a predicted model, not a curated record.